Triplophysa rosa is the source of this 2053-nucleotide messenger RNA. It is a transcript of the gene plekhb2, whose product is annotated as pleckstrin homology domain containing, family B (evectins) member 2. The transcript has 7 exons. The coding region runs from base 101 to 877 and encodes 258 amino acids. Gene Ontology annotation, biological process: regulation of cell differentiation. Gene Ontology annotation, cellular component: membrane. The record is from RefSeq and is a predicted model, not a curated record. Lineage: Eukaryota; Metazoa; Chordata; Actinopteri; Cypriniformes; Nemacheilidae.
UCAUCAGCUGAGCUGAGAGGAAAACGAUGCUGAUGUCACAGUGCUAGUCGGGCACGCGCUUCAGCUAUCGACACACCAAAAGAGGGUAGUUUAUUGGAGGAUGGCGUUUGUGAAAAGCGGGUGGCUGCACAGACAAAGCACCAUCUUGCGUCGCUGGAAGAGGAACUGGUUUGACCUCUGGUCAGAUGGACGUCUGGUCUUCUACGAUGACCAACAGCGACGGGACAUGGAGGAUGAGAUCCACAUGAAGGUGGACUGCAUCAACAUCCGCAAUGCCAAUGCGUGUAAAGAGCUCAUGCCACCUGAUGGCAAAAGCAAAGAUUCCCUCCUGCAGAUCGUGUGCCGGGACGGGCGUGUCAUAAGCCUCUGCGCAGACAGUGCAGACGAUGCAUUGGCUUGGACCAUGGCUCUACAGGAUGCUAGAGUCAAUAUGGUUGUGUCAGCCAAUCAGAUGGGUUUUGCUGAGGAAAUCAUAGCAUCAGCCCCUCCCCCUUACUCUGAAUUAAAUCCAACUCCACAGGUUUACUACCCUGAUGGAUAUGGAGGCUAUGUGCCUCAUCCUCCACCUUAUGCUACACAGAUGGUGUACGCCGCAGACGGACAGCAGUAUGCCGUCACCUAUCCUUAUCAGUAUCAAGGUAGUAGGCAGCUUGUUUACCUUCGCCUUGUUUUAUUAUGCCAUUGUUUACCUGAUCAGGUUUUUAACAAUGUAGCAUUUAUCGAUUAUUAUGAUCUGUUUUCAGGGGGUUAUACACCCGGGGUCAACAAUGUGGUUGUGCAGGAACGUCGCCGUGACGAUGCAGGUGACAUCGCUCUGGGAAUGUUAGCCGGCGCUGCCACAGGAUUGGCCCUCGGCUCCCUAUUUUCUGUAUUCUAAUGUAUUCAUGCCAACCCAAACCAGCCUAACUCCUGACCCCCUCAAACAGCCUACAGCCAUUUUAACUUUUGACUUUACACAUUUUCAAUGCAACACGUACUGAAGGUGUGAUAAUGUAGCCAGGGGUUGUUUAUUUUUUGUCUGUGUCGGUUGAUUAACUUGACUUUGUACCAAAGGCGUAGAAAACUUGAUUGCUUUGCAAUCAAGUGUGAUUUAGUAAUGUAAUCAGUGCGAUUUAGGGAUGUACACUAAAUUAUUGGCUAUUAGAGUCGAGAUAUUGAUUAUCUUUAAGGUUAAUAGAUCGCCAUUCUCAUUAGCUGUCUUGGUGUGCGCCUCUACUUCACUCUUGUUGAGUCCGAAAAUGACUUGUAAUACUAACAAUAGCCUGUUAUGAAAUUGUACAGACCCUGAAUACUGAUGGAAUUGAUUAUGGGCAAACCAUAUAUAAUGUAUACAUAGUUUUAUUGUUUGGAAAUAAUUGCUUCAUGGCUAAAUUAAGACUUUUUGAUGUGAUUCAGGAAAGAAUGAAACGAAUGAUUAGAUCUACUUUCCCAUAGUUCUUUGCCUUUUUUGUGGAUGGCCUUUUUUUACAUUUUGUUUUGACUUGUUUGUGCAUGGUGUUUUCUCCCUUUGUAAGAUAUACUGUAUUUAUUUUGUUUGAACCGAUGUGUUUCGUCUUGACUCCUGUUUGUGCAUGGAUGUUAUUUUUUCUUUUGCUUAAAGGAGUUAAUGUAAAACUUUCAGCCGUCUCAAAUGAACUAGCACAUUUAUUCACAACGUUUGUGACCAAACGCUUCAGGUGAAAUAAUUAAGGCGAAAUUUGCUAGUAAUGUGGCAUUGAUCAUACUUGUAACAUUUACAUAUAGUGCUAUUGAAUUUGUUCUUUGUUAUGCUUUGAACAUGUAUAUUAAUAUGUAAACUUUAAAUCAUGUAAUACAGAAAGUUUGCAUCAGAAAGGAUUUCAGAUCAUGGUUUUGAUUGAACUCUCGUUUGCUUUGUGAAACUUAUCUUUGAGUUUAAUAGGCCGAUGAUUAAGAAAUACUUGUUCACCAGUUAUAUCAUAUUUAGUGUGUGUGCUCUUUGUGCAUUACUGCUUUGCCGUUUCAACUUCAAAAGUAUGUCACUUCAACAUCUAAAUAAUUUGUAAAAUGCACCAAUAUAUUAAAUCGUGUUAUU